Messenger RNA from Seriola aureovittata, 6176 nucleotides. It is a transcript of the gene tsc1b, whose product is annotated as TSC complex subunit 1b. Gene Ontology annotation, biological process: regulation of cell cycle; negative regulation of cell population proliferation; negative regulation of TOR signaling. NCBI's taxonomy places the organism in Eukaryota, Metazoa, Chordata, Actinopteri, Carangiformes, Carangidae. Bases 373 to 4236 code for a protein of 1287 amino acids. The transcript has 22 exons. Gene Ontology annotation, cellular component: TSC1-TSC2 complex. The record is from RefSeq and is a predicted model, not a curated record.
CUUAGCUUUGCAGUAGGGCCAACAGAGCGAAGAAUCUGGCGAGGCACAGAUAGAAAUUAUACCUCUGAGUUAUUAGAUGUAAUUUAUCAAACUUAUUUUAGAUGUUUUGCGGGUAAAUUAAUCGCAAAAGUUGCAGUCGCGACUCACGGGGCGCUAACUUGUGGGAUUAGUUUGCAUGCAGCCCGACAGCGGAGGCUGACUGCGGUGGGAUGGGCUGUGAGGUGUUCAAGAUGGCGGCGCCCUGUGGAGUGCAGCUACUCUAACAGAGGUGCCUGGAGACUGUAUCGGAGGGUGGCCCCAGGAGUCCUCCAGGCAGGCAGGGACGGACACCGUGAGAGAGACGCUGCCUCCACCUCCAGCACUGCCACCACCAUGGCCAGGGAGCAGCCCAACGUGGGGGACCUCCUCCCGCUCCUGGAGACCGCCGACCUCCACCAGCUAGAAGAGAUCAGAGGCCUUAUCAACGAGCAGCUCAGCACUGAGCGAGGGUCCAUGCUGCUGAACGGGCUGGUGGAUUACUUUUUGGAAACAAAUUCUGCCCAGGCCAUGCAUAUCCUCUCCUCAGUCAGAGAGCCCCACGAUAAGCACCUUCUGGACAAGAUGAACGAGUGUAUGACCAAACAGGCCUGCCGACUGCCCACCCUCACCCUGCUCGGCCAUGUAAUCCGCAAACAGCCGUCCUGGAUCCACAAGAUUGCUCGAUACCCUCUGCUGCUCUCGCUGCUCAAAUGCCUAAAGACGGACACGGACGUAGUAGUGCUGAUAACUGGAGUGCUGGUACUGAUCACUCUGCUACCCAUGAUCCCUCAAGCUGGGAAACAACACCUGUGGGAGUAUUUCGAUAUCUUCGGUCGCCUGGCAUCCUGGAACCUUAAGAACCCCGGACACGUUUCAGAGGUUUAUCUAAUCCACCUGCACGCCAGUGUCUAUUCACUCUUCCACCGACUCUACGGCAUGUACCCGUGCAACUUUGUGUCCUACCUACGAUCCCACUACAGCAUGAAGGAGAACAUGGAAACAUUUGAGGAGGUAGUAAAGCCGAUGCUUGAACACGUUCGUAUACAUCCUGAACUGGUGACAGGAACAAAGGACCACGAGCUUGACCCCACACGGUGGAAAAAGUAUGAAAUCCAUGAUAUCGUCAUCGAAUGUGCCAAAGUGUCUCUAGACCCCAAGGAGGCCUCCUGUGAGGAGGGCUACGCCACCAUGCCUGAGAACUUCUACCCCCAAGUCCACAUGCGACCACAAGACUGCACUUCCAGCCCCUACACGGACCUCCACAGCAGCUACGGAAGCUCUUCUUCGACCCCGUUCUCAACUCCACGGCAGCCGUUACCCCCGCCUCUGUCCUUGCCCCCCUUCUCAGGGACACAGCCCCCCUACCGCAGCCCACAGACUACCAGACGCCAGAACUCCACCUGUGAACUUAACUCUUCCUGCGGGGGGAAGGACCCUCUGUGGAGCCCCUCCUCGUUGUGUGGCAUGGCCACGCCCCCUUCCUCCAGGGGCAUGUCGCCCAACUUAGAGCUCUCCCACAGUGCCUCACACCUUCCCAGCCGCUUCCACUGCACAUCAGGAGGGAAAGGAACGCCUGCCUCCAGCACUCCAGCCACCUCGUCCCCACCUCCCACCCUAUCAGAUGACUUCCCUAUAAUCUCCUUACCAGCCAACACAGUCCAGUCCAGUCCACCAAGAAAGGAUCGUCGACACGGAGAAAGCAGUAAACCCUCUUUGGUGAGACAGGAGCCAGUGAAAGACACGGAGAAGAGCGGGGAAGUAACAACAAACAGAGAUGCAGGAGCUGCUGAGAACAUCUCCAUGACUUUGACAGAACUGUCGGUCUUCAUGAAGAAACAGGAGCUGGAGCUUCAGCUGAGAACAGAGAAAGAGAAGGAGGAGGCUGCCAUCACAGAGGAGCUGCUGAAGAUCACUGAAGACACACAGGAGCUGCCAGGCCUGCGGGGCUUUGAUUCGCCUUUCUAUCACACCACUGAGACUCUGACCGGCUGUCAGACACAAGACAAGACCCUCUCUAACGCCCAGCCCGGAGGCCCCGUCCGGGACACCCACCAUGUUGUAUCAACACCAGACAAAGCGGAGAACACCGCGAGUACCAGCGGUGUCGGCAGCGAAAGAGGAGGGGGAGGAGCAGGAGGGGACAGCAGGAGUUCAGCCCUCGGCCUCGAGCAGCCCUGGUCCUUCCAGUCAGGUUUCACCCCAAUCGACCACCACCUGCACCGGAGCCCCUCCGCCCCAGACGACGAGGUGGGCAAGUUGGGGAUGUUUUUCCCGAGCCCGUGCAGCAAGACCCUGGCCCCGGUGCCCUACGAGUCAUUUUUCGACCUGGCUCUGCCCAGGGCGGCCUCGCUCUUCGUGGGGCAGAAGACGACGGAGGCGGUGCACAAGGCGGCGAUGGAGAGGCUGUUGCAGCGAGAGGAAGGGUUGGAGGAUGGAGAGGAGGAAGGGGUAGUGUCUGCUUCACCACUGGAGGUGCUGGAUCGCCUUGUUCAGCAGGGGAGCGACGCCCACGACAAAGUUCUCAAGAGAUUACCUUUGCCAAGUAAGUCAGCUGACUGGACGCACUUUGGAGGCUCAGCUCCGCUGGACGAGCUUCACACGCUGCGCAGCCAGCUGCUCCUGCUGCACAACCAGCUGCUGUACGAGCGCUACAAGAGGGAGCAGCACGCCGUCCGCAACCGACGCCUCCUCCGACGCAUCAUCAACGCCACUGCACUGGAGGAGCAGAACAACGCUAUGAAGGACCAGCUGAACCUGCAGAGUGUGGACAUCUUGUCUCUGAGGGAGAGUCUGCAGGUGGAGCAGCAGCGAUACAGGCAGCUGUGGGAUGACCGGGAGACGGUGGUGACCAGGCUGCACAGUCAGAUCAGACAGCUGCAGCAGGGCAGAGACGACUACUACACCAAGAACCAAGAGCUCCAGAGUAAGUUACAGGAGUGUCAGAAGAGGAUGGAUGAGCUGGAGGCGGAGCUUCAGAGGUCCAACAACAAAGUCUGCCACACUGGUCACCUCCUCAACCAGAUGACCAUCAAGCUGAGCAACAGUGAGAGCACCCAGCAGCAGAUGAGCUUCCUGAACAAGCAGCUGCUGCUCCUCGGGGAGGCACAUAAGCUGUCCAUGCAGGAGUUACACCACACAGGCGCCGAUAAUACAAAGGAGGCCCAGAUGCUGCAGGUGUCUUAUGGGAAAGAGGUGGAGACGCUGAGGCAGAGUCUGCUGGUUCAGGGUCAGAAACUGGAGGGAGCGCAGCAGAGAGUGGCCGAGCUGGAGACGCACCUCUCCAAGAAGGAACACCUCAUCGCCGAGCAGAAGAAGUUCCUCGAGGAUGUCAAAUGUCAAGCAAAGGCGGAGAUGCAGGCCUCAGACAGCAGGUAUCAUGCGCAGAGGAGAAUCACUCAGCUGCUGCAGACUGAACUCCUGCAGCUCUACAGCAGAGUGGAGAUGGAGGCUCCAGCCAGCACCGCCACCAGCUCACCAACAGGGGGCAGAGCUGACCCACACACUCCUGCUGACUCCAGUGUCAUGGUGCCAGAUGGACCAAGUAAAACUCACACCAACGAGGAGGCGGCCAGUAGACCACCGCACGACUCCCCUCGGGGCAACGGCAGCACUUUAUCGCCAGGGCAACCAAAGGCGAGCAACUCUUCCAAGUCAACAGCCAACUCCAUCAACGGCAGCCAGGACCUGGCCCCGCCCCUGUUGGUAGAGCCCUCCCUGUCCUGCCCCCACGUCAACCCGCUUGCACCCCUGCCCCCCUCUGACGCGCCGCUCACCGUGGGCUCCUAUCCCAGUGCCAAGAGCUUCCUGGGCAUGAGGGCGCGCGAGCUGUUCCGCAACAAGAGCGAGAGCCAGUGCGACGAGGAGCAACCACCGCCGCGCCUUGCCGGCCUCGCCCACGGCCUGAAGACUGAGCUGUGCGUGGAGCCGCCCUGCCCAGCUUAUAUUGCUCCCGUCAGCACCGCACCCUCCCGCAUUCCGACUCCUCCCCCCGCCCCAGCCCCAGCCCCAGCCCCUGCCCCUGCCCCUGCCACUCCUCUCACUGUGCCCACCAAGGAGCCCUCAUCUGAGCCCAAGCAGCGGGCCUUGAGCCAGGAAAGCCCCCGCAGGAAGGUAGGGGCGGGGCCCGGUGUAGGGCGGGGUCAGGCGGGGUCGGGACGUCCCCGGCAGCAGCAUCUAAAGAUCAUGGACUAUAAUGAAACACAUCACGAGCACAGUUAGAGACACAGAACUGAGCUGGGGCGGUGGGACUGAAGUUUAACGAUGGAGAAAAGCUACAAAUCAGCAAAAGAGUAACAUGUCAGCAACUCAUUGGAAUUCAGUGUUAUUUGUUCCAUUCCUGUGGACAACAGGAUUCAGCCACAUAUUUCUUUUUUUUUUUUAUUAUUUAUUUUUUUCACACUGAUUCAUUCCACUGAAGGAGUUUGACAAGGUGACAGGGAUACAAAGUCGAUGUGCUACCAGUAAAGAUGCUACACUUAUGAAUUUGUUAAUGAGUCAAAGAUGCUCAAAGGUUCUCAAACAGGAUGUGACACUGUGAGCUUGAGGUUUAAAGGGUAAGGUCUAUUACAUUUCCUUCUUGGCUCUAGUUGUAUCAGCCAUGCAGCUAGCUCAGGUUUUAUAUGUCCAAAUAUGGAGAAAUCUUGUCAGGAGUUUCUGCCUCCACCCCAACAUGAUAGAGGUGAAUGAAAUGUUGUUUGUGGUGCUCUCAGCAUUGAAACAUUCAGUUUGUAAAACACAGCAGCAACUUGUCCCAGUUACUUUGGAUAAUCCUCAGACCUCUGUGAACAGUUUUCACUGUAGAAAUACUUGCUACUGAAGAAAUGGCUCCUUUUGAAUAAAGUUCAGAACAAGGUCUGUGGGUUAUCCAGAGUAAUUGGGACAUUGUUUUUUGAAAAGACAAGUUGCUGUUAAAAAUUGUAUGUCAUUCUUCAAAGCUGUGAGGACUACCAACAAAGCUCCAGUCACCUCUAUUAUAUUUCGGUGGAAGCAGAAACCUCUUGAGACCGUAUCUCAAAAAUUGGACAAAUAAAACUUAAAUCAUCUGCUGUGGUCGAUACCACUGGGCACAAGCGAACUGAGAAUUUAAAAAUUUAAAAGGCACCACCUCAGAUAAAAUCAGACAUGAAACACCAGGAGAGCAGGAGAUGUUACAUUUGUCUCGAUCAUCUGUUAGGCGUGCUUUGGCACUGACCACGGACCGAAAUAUUAUUUUUUUUGAUUCAUGUCGAGCGAGUAUUUGAGCAAGUGUUACAUCAGAGCGAUGGAAGCGAUCAGUGCGUAGAGAUGUUUGGAUCAUUCCGGGGAAACCUUGAGAGUGUGACCUUAUUGUUGCUGGGCUGAUUUGGAAGACUAACAUUUCCAUACAAAACUCCCUUGAGUUUUUGUCCAAAGUAUGUCAGAGGACGAAUGUGUUUUGGUUUGCGAGUGUGCGAGAGUGUAGGUGAUGGAGUCAUGUUGAUUCUCGUAUUUCAGUGAUGAUGCAACGAGGGAAAUGUAUGAAAUUUAGGAACUGAUGAAAUUUUAUGCAUUUUUAUAAAUUCCACAUUCUGUUGUACCUGUGCUUUUUAAUUCAGCCAUGAAGUGUACUCUCAAGUACAUAUGCUAAAUUUGAAACAGACCUGGCAAAUGACACAAGCCCAAGCUACAAAGAUCAACAUUUCUUUGUUACAGACUACCAGCUGACCAUUUUGGAAGUGCCAUGAAAACAUUUGUGGUUCGGCUGAAUUCAAAUAUCUAAACAGAAGUGUUGUUACUCAUGUUGGGCUCAGCUGUUGCGUGCAGUGUGGAAAACCAAAAAUGUCCAAUAGGUUUUCCUCCCUGGUGGUCUGAUAAAUACGGAAUAUCCUCCUUUCUUCUUAAGCAUUAGAAGUAAAUUCUGCUUUUGAAAGUCAUCUAAAUCCUGUUGUCCACCGGGAACUCCUGCUGUCAUUUCCUUCUGCCUCGCUAUCUAAAGCAUGUUCAACAAUCCACUUUAAAUGCCAACCGUAGUAACUACAGCAAACCAAGACAGAAGGUACAAUCAGCACAAACUGAAGAAACCAGGACUCUGACCGGAGCUGGAGAAUCUGGGACAAAAUGGCAAAAAAGGAAGUUCUUAAAGCAGUGGCUUGUGUUUAACUGUGAACAAUAAAGAUCGUCUUCAAUGUUUUGCACUACAA